Molecule: messenger RNA, 1008 nt
Organism: Caenorhabditis remanei
Lineage: Eukaryota; Metazoa; Nematoda; Chromadorea; Rhabditida; Rhabditidae
Exons: 2
Coding region: 1-1008 (335 amino acids)
Molecular function (GO): protein binding
Source: RefSeq, a predicted model, not a curated record
AUGGAAUCUACUUUUCCUCUACUGCGACUUUCCGAGAAUGUCAUCAUCGAAGUGAUCAAGAACUUUCCUUUGACACAAUUGUUUGAAUUCUCCCUUGUCUCAUCGAAAACUAAGAAACUUGUGUCAGCAUUAGAAUUAAAACUAAGGGUUUUUGACAUCAUCAUUUCGCACAGUAUUAGGGUGAAUGUGUUAAAUGAAAGAUCAGAUUUGAAUCUGUAUUUAUAUAAAGAUUUGAAUGAUCAGAACGGGUUAUUACCAGUAGAUAUAACUCUUCCAGUUGCUGCUUAUGUUGGAUAUGAAGACACAAGAAUUUUGGCAUCCCCUCCAUACAACUUCAGCGAUUGGUUGAAUCAUAUUCAGUCAGUGUUCUGUUGCAAUCAGUCACCGAAAGUUUUUUUUUGUCAAGGCUGCGAAAGAUUUGGAAUUGAGUCGUUGAAAGAAACAAUUGGAAAUAUUAAUACGCUAAUUCCGAUUGACGUAUUGACAGACGAAUCGAUCAGAAAAGUUUUGAAAUGUUUCAAUGUCUCAAGCAAAUUGCAUCUCGGCAGAAACCCAUUUGAAGAAGCUUGUCAGAUUCAACAAAUCUUCAUUCGAAACUACAAAAGAAUUUUAUUUGAUGGCGUUUACUCCUUAGAUGACAUGCUAUUGAUCAACAGUGAAUCAGUUGAAUUCCAUCAUCGACCAACUCAAAAACAAUGCAAUCAAUUCCUCAAACACUGGAUCCGUGGCUCGAAUCCAAGACUACAAUACAUAGAACUAGCAAUUGAUGAUCCUAAUUCCGUGAGCAGAGAAGUGCUUUUGAAAGGAAUUCAUUGUGUUGAUGUGGCAGGAGAAGAGCGACUAGAAACCUGUCGGAAACUUCUUGUCGAUAAAUUUAUUUUAAAUAAAUUUCAAACUCUCAGUUACCAUAUGGUUGAGAUCAGACGAAACGACGGGACACCUGCAGUGAUUGCAACCAAGACGUACGAAAAUAAUAUUCUUCAUAUCUGCGUCUUCGCCGUUCAUUAA